This is a messenger RNA of Aspergillus calidoustus, 1671 nucleotides long. The record is from the annotation of a GenBank genome assembly. Lineage: Eukaryota; Fungi; Ascomycota; Eurotiomycetes; Eurotiales; Aspergillaceae.
AUGGCUUCGAAACCCGAGAAUCUUCCCUCCUACAGCCAGAUAGCCUGUGUCGGCGCCGGGCUAUCGGCCGUGGCGUUGGGCGCAACACUGAAGCGUUGGUACGGGCUUGAAGACAUUCGUUUCUUCGAGCGCCAUCCAACAAGCGGGGGAACGUGGUACAUCAACACCUAUCCAGGAUGUGGCUGCGACGUCCCAAGCGCAUUAUACAGCCUCUCCUUUGCCCUGAACCCCAACUGGACGAAGCUCAUGCCCUCCCACAAGGAAAUCAAAGAGUACGUAGACGAGGUGGUGGACACGUACAAUCUCCGUCCAAAAAUGACCUUUGGCACGGAGGUCGUGCGCAGCGUCUGGCGCGAAGAGGCGAAUCGCUGGCUCCUCUACCUGCGGGAUCGAGCCACUGGCCGCGAAUACACACACGAAUGCCAGAUCCUCUUCGCGGCGACGGGGCAGCUAGUCGAGCCACGGCCGUGCGAGAUUCCUGGCGCUGCCGACUUCAAGGGGAGUAUCUUCCAUUCGGCGCGGUGGGAUCACAGUGUUGAUUUGCAGGGGAAGAAUGUGGUUGUUAUUGGUAAUGGAUGCACCGCCGCGCAAAUCGUCCCCGCCCUAGUUGACCAGGGGCAGAUCAAGUCCCUCACGCAGAUCGUCCGAACGAAGCACUGGAUUUUCCCAGCCCCGAAUUUCACCUACCCGCGUGUUCUGCAAUGGAUAUUCCGUUAUGUGCCAUUUGCCAUGAGACUGCAUAGAUUCCAUAUCUUCCUCAUCGCCGAGAAUGACUUUCGCUUGUUCCCAAUGACCAAAGGGGCGGCCAGACUGCGGGAGAAGCGGCGCAGGCAGGUGGAAAAGUACAUGCGCGAGGCCGGUCCAGAGAAAUACCAUGACCUGCUGAUCCCCGACUUUGACGUGGGAUGCAAGAGACGCAUCUUCGACCCCGGCUACCUCAAAUCCCUACACAGCGAACAAGUCCUCCUCACAGACGCCAAAACCGAGCGCAUCACCGCAGACGGAAUCGAGACAGACAAGGGCUUCAUCCCCGCAGACGUGAUCGUUCUCGCAACCGGCUUCCAGACAAAUAAAUUCAUCCCCUACAUGGAUGUUGUCGGGCGCAAUGGUGAGAACGUCGCGCAGCACUGGUCGAGAUACGACGGGCCAGCGGCUUACAAUUGCUCGGUGCUCAGCGGGUUUCCGAAUUUCUUCAUGCUGCUGGGCCCGAAUGCUGCCACGGGGCAUACAUCUGCCAUGAUGGCUGCUGAGAACUCGAUUAAUUACGCCCUCCGAGUACUGAAGCCAGUUCUCGAUGGCGACGCUGCCUCGGUCGAGCUCAAAGAUCAGGCCGAGCACGACUACGUUUACUGGGUGCAGGACGCGUUGAAUAAGCGCGUUUGGAACGCAGGCUGCGUCUCUUGGUAUCUCAAUGAUAAAAAGUGGAAUUCCAUGUCCUACCCCUGGACGCAGGGCCACUACUGGUGGAGGAGUCUCUUCCCCACUUGGUCCGACUGGACAAUCAAGAAAAUCGCCAAGCCAGCGUCGCGGCCAUGGGCCCGGAUUUUGCUCCUCGCUCUCGUCUGCGUCGGGUUGGUGGGAGUCGCUCAGUCCACGGGCACUGGAAGGACGGCGUUCCUGGUUCUGAAAAACUACAUGGACACUGUACGAAACAAGAUGCUGAGCAGGUAG